Molecule: messenger RNA, 3847 nt
Organism: Paramecium pentaurelia
Lineage: Eukaryota; Ciliophora; Oligohymenophorea; Peniculida; Parameciidae
Source: the annotation of a GenBank genome assembly
AUGUAAUAAUAAAAAGUGCUCUUUGGAAACAAAUAGAGUGUUUACCUUUCCUAAGUUUGCUUCCAAGGUACUAAAUACAGAUUAUAUUCAACAUCUGAGUACAAUUAUGUUGUUAAGGUAUAUGACAAUGGAUAGGAGAAAGUAAUAACUUAAAUUAUGAAUUCUAAAUUAGUAUUUGAAUACUGAAUUACAAGCUGUUCAUAUUUUCAAAGAUUAUGGAAAUAGUAAUAUUGCCAAAGCCCUUGAAGGGGAUCUGCAAUAAAAUAUUAAAGUAAUAGUUUUUGAAAAAGCUGAAGUCCUCCAAAAUAUUUUGAAGGAUUCAUAAAAAGGUUUAGAGGAACCUCAAGUCCUAAAAGUAAGCAGAAAAAUAAGUGUAGAUCUUAUUAGAUUUGAGCAAAGGAUUAAAAUAAUGCCAUAGUUUAGGCAUUACUCAUCGUGAUAUUAGACCUGAAAAUAUAUUGAUUGGAUUGGACAAAUAAGCUAAAUUAUGGAAUUUUUAACGAUGCUUUUUUUAAGUAUCAAAAUAAUUUAAUUAAGUAAUACGAUCAUUUACCAAAUGAAUAUAUUCCUAAAAUUAAAGAAGAAAUUGAAACAAAUACUUUUGAACAUGUUAGAGCACCUGAACAAAAGGAUUUCACUUAAAGAUGGCCUAUAACCAAAAAAGUUGAUAUAUAUGCUUUAGGAUAAUUAAUGUAUUACAUUCUAUUUAAAGUCCGCUAUGAUUAAAAUCCUAAUUGGAUAAAAAAGUACUAAAUUUAUUAUAUAAGUCCGAAAUGGGGUCUCUAUAGUAAUAAAUUGUAAGAUUUAAUCAGACUACUAUUGAUUCCUAAUCCAAAAGACAGAUUAAGUGCAGAAUAAAUUGAAGAAUACAUUCACACAUAGAUAAUAAAUUAGAAGUAUAAAUAUAUUAAUUAUUUAGUCCUCUUUAAUCUUAAAUUCAUAUAAGAAGUCUAUCAACAAAUGAAAAAAUGAAUAGAGAAAUAGUUACAUAAAGGAAUGAAAAUGGUAAAAUCAAUUAAUUAGAAUUAAUUGAUUUUCAACAUCCCUCUUCAUCAUCUCUAUCAACUAAAUUUGUUAAAUUAGUCAGUAAAGUAGCCUAAAAAACUGAUUUUUGGGUUGCUGCCUGUUUGGAAGAAGUUGAUGCAGCCCCAAAUUAAAAAUAUUUUCGUUAUCUUCAUGUCAAAGCAUGGUAAAAGAAAGCAAAAAUACCAAAGUUUUAUGAAAAGCUAUCCAACAGAUUAUAAUUAAAUUCUGUGAUUGUUACUUUUAAAGCUUUGAUAUUAUUACAUAAUUACUUGAAAAAAGGACCUUAAGAAGCUCUCUUAAUUAAUAAUUAAAAUUCAUCACCUCUUGCUAUAUUAGAAAAGAUAAAAAACUUUUAAGAAACAACUAUGGCAAAAGUAUCUAAGGAUAAAUUCAGAUCUCAGUUUUUUUCUAAUUUAUUAUACAGCUAUUCUCUUAUUUUAAUAGAAAAGGUCAAAUUUCAUUAAUAUUACUUAAAGUAUUUUGAAGGUAAUUUUGCAAUGGUUCCAUUCUUUAAUAAUAUGAAUUCUAAGGAUAAAGUAAAAUUAAGUAUUGCUAUUUUAAAUAAUUUGAUUAACUUAUGGAAACAGUUCAAUAUUUUCAUUAAUAGUUUUUCAUUCUAAAAGUCAUCUCUCUAUAAUUUAUAACUAGGAUUUGCAAUUACUAUGGCAGAUGAAUUAUACAAUAUUUUAUGUACAUGCACACAUAUAUAUUAUGCUUUAAAAUAAAGUACAAAUUAUAUUAGUGGAAUUCCAACUUAAAAUAAUGAAAUAAAAUAAAUCUUUAUCUAACUAUAAGAUGAUUUUCAUAACAAUUUUUAAAAUACUGCACUAUUUUUUCAAUCAUGUAAAUAGAUUCCUUAAUUUUAUUAAAUAAUUCCUGAUCCUCCAAAAGUUGUAAUUGAGACUUUGAAAAAAGUACCAUUUUUUCAACCUAUUAAAGGAGAAUUUAAUAUUUAUGAUUAUCUAAGCUAUUCUAUGUCAAUUGAUGGAAUUAAAUUACCUUAAAGUUAUGGUGAAAUUAUGAGUACUUAAGUGAUCGAAUAUGAUGAUGAAGUUGUAGAAUUGGAUCCUAGAAAUGAGAAGUUUGCAACAUAAUAUCCAAUUAAGCCAGUAUUAUCAGUAUAACCAUAUAGUGAAAGAGUAAAGAAAUUUAGUUUUGAUUUGGAUCCUAUUGCAAAUAGUUCUACAAAUAAUACAAACAUAUAAUAAUAAUAGUUAUAACCAUAGUAAUAAUAAUAAUAAUAAUAGUAAUUAUAAUAAUAGUAAUAAUAAUAAUAAUAAUAAUAAUAAUAAUAAUAAUAAUAAUAAUAAUAAUAAUAAUAAUAAUAAUAAUAAUAAUAAUAAAUAGCAUAAGAAGCUCAAUCUAUUAAUCUAUAGUUAUAAAAUCAAUAAAGUGUAAAUAAGAUAACCGAAUAGAAAAAGAAAUAAACGAAACAAUAAUAAUAAGGAUCCAACUUGUAUUAAGGUUUAGAAUUUUCAGAUGAAGAUGAAGAACAAAAUAAUGAGGAUGAGACAGAGUAAUUUCCAAAUAAACCAAAUGAACAAUAAUCAAAUAAUUUAAGAGCACCUUUAGUUAAUUAAAAUGUUAAAUUAACAAAAGAAUUAUUAAAUGAUGAUGAAUUCUUGAAUUGGGGAGAAAAUAAGAAUGGUUCAAAUAAAUAAAAUAAUAAUCAUUAAAAUUUAAGAAUUUAAUCUGCAAAUUCUUAACUUAUAAAUAAUAAUUAUUUCGAUUAAUUUAAUUAAUUUAAUCAGAAUAAAUAAACCAAUAAUAUUUCUUAAUAAAAAGUAAAUCUAAGUUAAUAAAUAAAGUAAUAUUAAUAUUCAUAAUAAAAUACUUUUUAAGUAGUUGAUUAUUUUUAAAAGUAGGGGAAAAGUAAAUAAAUUAUCAUCAUAUUUUAGACGUUUAAGAAUGGAUGAUUAAUCAUGAUCAAUUAAAAUUAGAAAGAUUAAUUGGUACUGGAAGUAGUUGUGAAGUUUAUAAAGGAUAUUUGAGAGGAGGUGAAGUAGCAAUAAAGAAAAUGAAAAUAAAGUCUUUGAAUGAAAAUCAUUUAAAAGAAUUUAGAAGAGAGAUAUCUGCAUUUGUAACAAUUUAGAAACAUAAUAAUUUGGUCUAAUUGAUGGGUAUAUCAUAAAAAGAUGAUGAAUUAUAUAUUGUAACAGAAUUUUGUGCAGGAGGAACAUUAUUUGAUUUAUUACAUAGAAAAAAACAUAUAGAUAUUACUUGGUAGAAUAGAGUAAAAAUAGCAUGGUAAAUAGCAGAAGGAAUGUUACAUUUACAUAAAUUGAUUCCACCAUUAAUUCAUAGAGAUUUGAAAAGUUUAAAGUAAAUGUUUUUAAUAAGAAAUAUUAGUUUAUUAUUAGAAUAGACAUAUGAUUAAUCUAAAGUGAAUAUAAAGAUAGCUGAUUUUGGUCUUGCAAGAGUUUAGGCUGAUAAUGGUGAAAUAAUGACAGGGAUAUUGGGAACAUUUGUAAUUUAUAUAUAUUAUGUAAAUUUGUAGCAUUGGAUGGCUCCUGAAGUAUUUUAGAAUGUACCUUAUACUAUCAAAGCAGAUGUUUAUUCUUAUGCAGUAUUAUAAUUAAUCUAAUUUUAGAUAGUUUUAUGGGAAAUAUGUUGCAGAGAAACACCUUAUAAAUCUUUAUCUACAAACCCUCCAGCUAUUAUGAAAUUAGUAACUGUUGAUAAUGGAAGACCAGAUCUAAACUUAAUUUAGUUGGGAUGUCCAUAAUUUUUAAAAGAUUUAAUGAUUAAAUGUUGGGAUCAAGAUCCAAAUAAAAGACCAUCAUUUUAAGAAAUAACUUAAUACUUGCGUUAAUAAUUAUGA